This is a messenger RNA of Polistes dominula (European paper wasp), 1305 nucleotides long. RefSeq lists its product as uncharacterized. NCBI's taxonomy places the organism in Eukaryota, Metazoa, Arthropoda, Insecta, Hymenoptera, Vespidae. The record is from RefSeq and is a predicted model, not a curated record.
AUGGAUCAUCUGGAACAAAUUUUGAUCGGCUUUCUGUGCCUUGGAAUUGCAUUAACAUCCUCGGCCAGUCGUAAAGAAGACCUCGAGAGGGCAGCUGAACUAGCGGUAGAGAAAGCUGCUGAAAGGGCAGCGGAAAGGGCAGUAGAGAAAGCUUUAGAAAGUGGGAACAUGACUACUGAAUCAAAAACAAUUCGGGAAUCCUAUUCGAGUAUUAGGAAAGGUGGAAGUCGAGAGAGGGCUAAUAACGAAUACGGUACUCGAUAUUCUGAUUUGAGAGACGACGAGGACACGGAAUCCGAUUCAGAGGGUGACACUGAUGACUGGAGUAGGUUUUCCAGAAAUAGAUGGAUCGGAAGACGCGAACCUUGGAGAAGAAGCUUAAGAAGCGAUUGGAUAAGCGAUCAUCAUCAACAUGGAAAUGUUAAGACAAUCACUGUAGAGAAGAAGAUUCCGGUACCAGUGACGGUAGAAAAGAAAAUUCCAUUUACGGUUUACAAACACGUGCCCUAUGAAGUGAAGGUUCCUGUACUUCAGCCUUACACCGUUGAGAAAAAGGUACCCUACCCCGUGAAAGUGUUCGUGAAUACUCCCGUAGAGGUACCGGAGCCGUAUACAGUCGAGAAGAAAGUGCCUUACGAGGUGAAGGUCGACAGGCCCGUGCCGUACAAGGUCGAGGUACGGGUACCACAACCGUAUACAGUUGAGAGGAAAAUACCGGUGGAGGUAAAGGUAUCGGUGCCUCAGCCGUACACCAUCGACAAGACCGUGCCGUAUGAAGUAAAGGUACCUGUAAAAGUACCGACACCUUACGAGGUCGAAAAAAAGGUUGCCGUGCCAGUUAAAGUCAUUGUAAAUCGACCCUACCCUGUUUCUGUACCAAAACCUUAUCCCAUAGAAGUCGAGAGACCUUACCCCGUUGAAGUACCUAAACCUUAUCCUGUUAAAAUCAAAGUCCCAGUAGAUGCACCCUAUCCUGUACCAGUGGAAAGACCUGUACCAGUCCCAGUCAAAGUACCACAACCCAAACCCUAUACGGUGGAGAAGCAUGUACCCGUAGAAGUACCUAAACCUUAUCCAAUACCAAUCAAAGUUCCUGUGGACAAACCUUAUAAAGUUUACAACGAAGCACGUGUACCUGUACCAAUCCGAAAACCCUUCCCUUAUUGGGUUCAAGUACCGGUGCCUGUUAAACUCGAUUGGCAAAAAUCUGGUCACCAUUCUGCAGAAUCUUUCGAAAGGAAAAACGAUUCUACGAUGAGCCAAAGGACAAUCAAUGAUUCUAAAAAUUCCAAUAUGUCCUCGUAA